GAUCUCUCGAUAUGCUGCACGGCCUAGGUGACCCAACGCACGGGCCAGCGGCAACCUCCGUCUACCGCGUAGGUACUCUACUUGAGCAUAGUAGCACGAGCUCGACCCCGCUUCAUGGGCCAUUUCACGCCCGCAUUCCGUCUCCUCGGCCGCUACAACCUCCUCGCUCUCUCCGUACGUCGGUUGUCACGUCCUAGUACUCGGUCCGCAGCCACUAUGUCUCCAGGAAACCGCAGUGCGCCGUCGAUUCCCGUUUCCGCCGCGGAAGCGGUGAAGGAGGAGACGCAUCUCAUCGUUGGUGGCCUCAAGAUCGUCGACCGUUGGUUUCAGGUUCCGGUGGAUUACUCGUGCCCGGACGGCGAGAAAAUCCGCGUAUUCGCGCGCAGUGCUAUCAACAAUAAGGAUAACGACGGUGGGGUGACCGGCGGGAAGCAACCUAUAUGUGUCUAUCUUCAGGGUGGUCCCGGAUUCGAGUGCUCUCCACCGAAAUCACAUCCUCUCACCGAGUUCUACUUGGGAAAGGGCUACCAGAUGUUGUACAUCGACCAGCGGGGAACCGGGUUGAGCUCGCCGAUCGAUGCCGAUGUCUGGAUGAAAGGCUGCACGGUUGCUGAGAAGGUUCAGCGUCUGAAGAUGCUGAGGGCGGAUAACAUUGUCCGCGACUGUGAGGCCAUCAGGAAAACCAUGCUGGACGACAAAGAGAAGGAGGAGGAGCGUAAGUGGACGGUGCAUGGCCAGAGCUUUGGCGGAUUCUGCGCGGUCACGUAUCUGAGCUUCUACCCAGAGGGUUUGAAGGAGGUGUUCACCACUGGUGGAAUGCCACCUCUCGUCAACAACCCCGAUGCUGUCUAUGACCGUACCUACCGCAAGCUCCAGGAACGCAAUGCAGUCUACUACAGGAAGUAUCCACAGGAUGUCAAGGCAGUUCGACGGAUCGUGGCCUACCUCAAGCGGGACCCAGUCGUUUUGCCCAGCGGUGGAACGCUAACGGAAGGCCGUUUCCGCGACCUGGGCCUGGCUUUCGGAGGCCAUGGUGGGAUUGACACGAUACACCGCAUCGUCCAACGCGCCGUCAACGAUCUGGAUUGCUACGACGGUUUCACCUACAAGCUGAAGCAAAUGAUUGAAUCCCAGCAGUCAUUCGAUGUCAACCCCAUCUACGCCCUUCUCCACGAAGCGUGUUACUGUCAAGGCGAGCCCUCCGGCUGGUCUGCCGCGCGCCGCCUCCCCCCAUCCCUCCAAUCCUCAAGCGACGAGGACCCGAUCCUGUUCACGGGGGAAAUGAUAUAUCCCUACAUGUUCACGGACUACUCUGAGCUCUCCAAGUUCCACGAGCUAGCCGACCCGCUCGCCUACGAGAAGGCGUGGCCCGCCCUCUACGACGUGGACCAGCUCAAGAGGAACGAGGUUCCCGUGUUCGCGGCAAACUUCAUCGACGACAUGUACGUCGCCUACGACCUUAGCCGCGAGACCGUCGCCACCAUCCAGGGCGCCCGCAGCUUCGACACGAACGUGCUGCACCAUAACGCCGUUAGGGCUAAGACUUGGGCCGUCAUGGGUGAGCUGUGGAAGUUGAGGAGCGGGGAGGUCGAUUAGAGAACGGAUGAAUGCAAUAGUAAAGUUUUUUUUCAGGGGUUUUUUUUUCGGAUGCGGCGUGACAUCGUAGGAUCGAGUGAAAAGCGGCGUUGGGGUGAGAU
Messenger RNA from Tricharina praecox, 1697 nucleotides. Its product is annotated as Alpha/Beta hydrolase protein. The transcript is spliced from 9 exons. Gene Ontology annotation, biological process: proteolysis. Gene Ontology annotation, molecular function: peptidase activity. Lineage: Eukaryota; Fungi; Ascomycota; Pezizomycetes; Pezizales; Pyronemataceae. The coding region runs from base 115 to 1596 and encodes 493 amino acids. The record is from RefSeq and is a predicted model, not a curated record.